Molecule: messenger RNA, 6567 nt
Organism: Microplitis mediator
Lineage: Eukaryota; Metazoa; Arthropoda; Insecta; Hymenoptera; Braconidae
Exons: 1
Coding region: 389-1723 (444 amino acids)
Source: RefSeq, a predicted model, not a curated record
GCAAUACAGCAACUAUCGCUUACAAGGCUAUUUAUUCAUACCGAUCCCCACUACUGUCAUCUCAAUUAUUUAUCAUUGCACCGAGACCGGCUAUGAACGUGAAGAGGGGAUCAAAACGACUACACGGCUACUGAGAUGAUUAAACAUAAAUUGAGUGGGCUCUUUGAUUUGUCAGUCGGCUUCGUGACUGAGGCGUUAAACAAUCGUAUUGUCAGUAGCCUAGUUGUUGAGACCGUGGUUGAUACAAGUGAUAGAAAUGAUUAGUCGAAUCAAGUGUUGUGAUAAAUUUACUCUCAAUUGGUGGUAAGCACUGACAUUGCAUUGUAUAUAAAUAUAAAUAUAAAUCAAUCGAAGUAAGCAAACAAUGAAAUAACUGUUUUGGGAAACAAUGAGCGAGCGUAUUGUUACGGAUUCCAAUAAUGGCACCGAUCCAAGACCGUCUGUUGAUCAAGACCCCAAUCUGCUAGAUGACAGUGAUAUAGCUAAAAUAAUUUCACGUAAAACAGGUGGAUCAGGUGACUCGGUGAUCAAUUGGCGACUUGAGCCAAUAACAAGCACUUGUGGAUUCAUGGGUUCGUAUUAUCAAUUGAUCGUCACAGUGAACAAUAAUAACGCCAAUCAAAAUGAUAACAGUUCGUCUGAUUCAACGAUAUUAUAUUUUUUUGCAAAAACACCUCCACCUAAAGGACCACAACGUGAGUUUACGCAACGAACAGGGCUAUUCAACAAAGAGAUUGUUAUGUAUGAUGAGAUUAUCCCGAGAAUGGGUAGCGGUUUUGAAGCCAAGUGGUCACCUGAUUGUUACCUCUGCAAACGAGAUGUCAUCAUCGUGAUGGAGGACCUCAAGCACCAAAAUUACACAACACUCGACAAAUACGUGGCAUUUGAUUACGAGGUCCUUGAAUGUCUUUUCGAAAGCUUCGCACGAUUUCACUCACGAUCGUUUAUUCUUGAAGAGCGACUACGUGUUCAAGGUAAAACACUGCGUGAUAUUUGGCCAGAUCAACUCCGAGAAGGACUUUUUAGUAACAAUGAAAGAUCAAUGCUCUAUCAGAAAUCCUCGCUAAUGGGAAUUGACUGUUUGGUCAACGCCAUUGAUUGCCUUACAGACAAUCAGAAAGAGAUUACAAUGAGUAAAAUCACUAGAUGGUGGGAAUGCCUUCUAACAGCAUUAGAACCGUCCCGUAAAUACCGUAAUGUAAUUUGUCACCGAGACGUUUGGUCAGCUAACUUCAUGUUUCUGACAAAUGAACUAGGUAAACCUAUCAAUUGCCGAUUGAUUGACUUUCAGUACUACAGCUAUCUAAAUCCGGCUAUGGAUUUAAUCCUGUCACUUUACAUGAUCACUAAUCGUAACGUUCGUGACAAAUAUUUUGAUAUUCUUGUGCAACAUUAUUACAAUUGUUUGAAACAGUGUUUAUAUAAUGAGAGUUUUGAUGUUGAUAAAAUUCUACCAUGGGACGACUUCAAACAAUCUUGCCAAGAUGCACGACCUUGGGGACUCAUUUAUAUAAUAUUUAACCAGCAGGUCACGCUUUUAGAUGAUGAUGCUUGUGAAAAAUACUUUGCACGUUCACCUCAACUACUCGAGCACGUUCUUUAUGGAACAGCUCGAACUGAACUUGUUUCGAUGCAAUUUCAAAAUAAUCAUUUGUACCGAGAAAAAUUUACGGAAAACAUUUUUGAAAUUUUCCAACUUUUGCCUGACCAAGUACAAGUUUAGUUUUAUUCUGUUCAUGUUUCACUAAGGGGCAAAAUGAGACGCCGUUUUUUAAGACAAGAAAUUUUUUUAGUAAAAAAAAAUGCUUAGUAACUGUUUGUAGAAAAAGGGGCAAGUUGACCAGCCUGGACAGUGCGGCCAUUUUAGAAUUUUUUCCAAGUGUUUCUUAUUUGAAUUAUUUUAUUGUAAACUGAAAAAUGAUGAGGUAAAAUUGUGAAAAAAAUGUAACGGAGUUUUUUCAAGUAAAAUUAAAAACAUUGUAGAUAUUUUGUAUGGCUUCAUACAAUUUCAGUCUUAUCUUUCUGAUCUAAAUCUACUGAUAAGCUCUUAUGACAUUUGCAACACGAUAUAUUCAUAAAAUCUCUUGCAUGUCUGCGAGUAAUUCUCAAUGAAAGUUAAAUAACUUUUAUAAUAAUUUACUUAUUCCAUAUUGCAAACUCUGAUAUUGAGAUAAAAUGAGUUUAUGUCCAUGGCGAGAACUUUAAUUUCAGUGAAAAGAAAUUUAUUGUAUAAUUUAGAUAACAGUUCGGAUUUUAUAGCUCACAGUGUCAUUGUUCCCCGCAUGGAAAAACUGUAUAGUGUUAAAAAUUUAUAAAAAUAUACAUGGUAAAUAUGUGAUAAAUAUAUGGAAGCAAAAAUAUAUAUAUUUAUGAAUAUAUGUUUUUUACAUAUAUUGGAUUAUAUAUUUUUAAUAAUAUAUUUCUUUCUAUAUAAUAUUUUAUAUUUCUCUAUAUAUAUUAUCUCAUAUAAUGCUCAAUAUAUUUUUGUCAUAUAUGGAUGGUAUAUAUGUAAUUUAUAAAGUAUAAUAUAAUAAAAUUUAUAUAUAUUUUGACUCAUAUAAUUAGUGAUAUAUUGUCUGUAUAUAAUUGAUCAUAGAUGGAAGAACUAAUAUGUUUAAAUCUAUGGUUUGCGGUAUAUUGAAGUUAUAUUUUUCCAAUAUAUAUUAAAUUAUAUUUUUCUCGAUAUCCCUGAUUAAACAAAAUGAUUAAAAAUGAUUUCACACGUUAAAUGUCCAUAAGAGACAGGAUUAGAAAUGAUUUGAAGGAUUAAAAAGUAUUUAAAAUGAUUAAAAAACAAAUCAUUUUAAAUCAUUUUUAAUCAUUUUGUUUAAUCAGGGAUAUUGAAAAUUAUAGUCUUUAUAUACCUAUAUUUUUUGAGAAGCUGCCCAAUAGCAUAGAAAUGAAAAUUACAAACUAAAAUGCAUGGUUUUUAUUAUGUAACAUACCAUAGUACGAAAAAUAUGUAUAGUACCAUAUAUUUUGCAAUAUACUGGAAAACUUAUAUAAAAAAUAUACAUCAUAUUGUAUAUUAAUAAAUAUACUACUUUCAAUACAAUAUAUCAAUAUAUAAUAAAAUAUACCAAGAUAUAUAUGCUAAACAUACAUAACAAAAGUUAUAUUGAUAAAUAUAUAAUUAAUAUAUUGUAGCAAUAUAUUUUUUUAUUAAUACGGCAAAAAUAUAAAUAUGAUUUUAUAUAUUGUGCAAUAUAUCACAUUAUAAUAUUCAUAUAUUUUAAAGUAUAGUUUUUCACAUAUAAAGUUUUUUCAUGCGGGUCAUGUUGCCCCUUGCCACAGCUUAAAAGAAAUUUUGCGGUGGUCCAUUUUGCCCCUUGUCUUUAUAAUGUAUGUUAUAUAUGAUGUUGCAAAUGUAUUGAGAAUAUCAAAAAAUCUUAUACUCCAUAAUAUCUUUGAAUUAAUAAAAUUGUGAUCAAGUUCCCAAAAAAAUUUUUAUUUUAUUAAAGAAACAAAACCUCGUUUUUUCCACCAACAGUUGGCAUUUUUCCUUGUAAAAAUAUUGUUUUCUGUUCUAAUAAAGCUUACAAACUCUUUUGUCUCUACUUUCAUGCACUCAUGUUUAUAUUUUCCGGUCGUAUUUUUAUUUUUCCGCUUUUUUUUCUUAAACGACUUAUUUCAAAAUGACAAUACUCUCUAUUGUUUUCAUAUGAUUAUUUUUUUAUUUUAACGUGUUAUUGUUUUUUUUUUUUCAUUUAUAUAUAUGUAUCGAUAUAUUUUUUUGUAAUGUUUUCCACGUCUGUAACACUUGACACCAGGGAAAAAAUCUACUCUGGGCUAAAUAUAUGUUGUCGAUGCGCGAGUUUAAAGAAAAUUCUACUGUUGACAUACUAUGAUAAGGAAAUACAAAAUAUUAUUAUUUGAUGGGAUAAGAUAAAAGUUUUAUCAACAAAAACAAUAAAAUUGGAAGAUUUAAAUCGAAUUAUAUUUUCAUGUUUUUAGUUGGUACACUGUAAAAAAAACGGGGUAAAUCCAGGCGGUGUAGGUGUUAAAAUAACACCGCUGCCGGUGUAAAUAUUCUUUACCGGUGUUAAAAUGUUUUUCGGUGAAUAAUUUUAUCACUAAUUGAAUCAGUAAAAGCCACUGUUUAUUUCCGUGAAAUUCACUGAUGGCCUCAGUGAAAAUAAAUCACUGAUCGCAUCAGUGAAAUUCAAUGUUAAUACUAACAGAAUAUUCACUGUGAAUGUCAGUGAAAUAGGUCCGCUAUUUUAGAACAGCCCAAAUCAAUAAAAAUGUAUGUACCUGAAGAUCGGAGCGUUUUUCACUCAACGUAAAUGAAAAAAAUUCAUGUAAUUUUACUGAAAGUGACUUGAGGGGUAGUUAGGGCCGGUUGCAAUUUACGGUUGACAUACUAGCACUUAUACGAAACAUUUCCAAAAUCUAGAUCCAGUAGAUUCUUUACUUUUUAUUUUCACUCCUCGAAAACGUUCCAAUCUUUAGAUAGGGUAAAAGCCCCUAUAUCCGCUCACUUUUCAAUAGAGUGAGGUUAAAUCACUCAAUAUAAAUUAAAAAAUAAAAUGAAAAACCGUAUGUUUUUUUUAUAGUUAUUUUUUGAAGUUUCGAGUAUUAGAAUAAAAUUUAAGUUUGAAGAAUAAUGUUGAUAAUUAAUUAUUAUUAAUUUUUUAAAUAAGCUCCUUGAGUGUACCCAUAGUCGCUCACUAAAAGUUGUGAUGUACCAUUACUCGAUCAACACAUGGCCCUAUAGUCGCACAAAGACAAUAUCAAUUAAACUAUAAUAAGUUUAUUGAUUUGGACAAAUAAUUUAUAAAUUAUACUACUUUAUUCUUUCAUAAUAUAAAAUUUCAUGAAUUUUAAAAAUGGAUUUAAUAAGAUAUAGUUAUAACAAUUCUUAAAAAAUUUGACGUAGCCUAAAUUUAAUCUAACGAAUGAACGUUAAAGUAAAAAAUGCUCGGCUGAGCACGAUUUUGAAAACAGUCAUUUAAUUUAAAUUUAUAAUCUAUUAUUAAACAAUUUGAUACAUCAUAUUUUAGUAUAUUUAGAUUCACAAAUAAUUAUUUAUCAAUAACAUUUUUAGUUUUAUUUAUAAUAAUUAUAAAAAAUCGCCUUAAACAGUUAAAGUGAGCGACUAAUGGUACUAAGCGGGUAAGGGGCUCUUACCUUACAUAUAAAUUUCACAAAUUCAUUUUUAGAAAACACUUAAUCCUGUCUAUAUGUAAUAUUAUCGUAGCUCAUAGGUAAUAUAAAUUUAUCACAGCUUUCAGCUUUGACGUAACGAUUUACUUUACAAUCUAUUACAAUAUUAAUAGUCUCGUCAUGAAUUUUGACUAACGAGUGGAAUCAAAUUACAAAAUUAAUUACUUAUAUUUGAUCGAUUAUUAAGCUAAAUUUUCUGACUAGUAACAUAUUAAUCGAUCACGUCGAAGAUUGGAAGCAAAGAAAUUAAUUUUACUUGUUAUCAUCUCGUACUUCGUAAAGAUACCUGGUAAAAUAAGUAUCUCAUCAGAAUCACCAAUUAGAUACCUAUGUAAUAAUAAUUUCCAUGCGCACAAAGAAAAUGAUCUUCUUGAUCUCUGUGACAGUGUGAUAUCGCAUUAAUUGAGCAUAUAACAAGAGGUAACAAACAAACAUCUAAAACCAAUUGCACUUACGAUUCCAUGGGUUUGUCCAACUCAUUGUUAUCGCUAGCAAGAGCAAUAGCAACAAUAGUGAAUGUGACGAUAAUACGGCCAACAACUGAAUUUAUUUUCUUUGCGAAGCUAUUACCACCAACAGUGGUCCCAGUGGGAGUUUACGCUGGAAACUACUGUCAGAACUCUUUGACAAAGAGAUUGUCAUGUACGACGAGAUCGUGCUGCGAAUGGGGUCUGGAAGAGAAUCCAAGUGGUCAACUGAGUGCUGCUUCUGCAAACGAGAUGUCAUCAUCGUAAUGGAGGAUUUCAAGCACCAUAAUUACACAACACUUGACAAACACGCGGUUGAUUAUAAUUUCCUUGGGGGUUUGUUUGAAACUUUAAUGAUAUUCAUUUGCGAUCAUUGAUCCUUGAAGAUUAAAUACGUGUUCAAGGAUGUCUCAGGUAGGAUGAUGCUCACGAGUCUUCUAGACCCCAUCUAGCCUUUAAGUGUUAAAAGAGUUAGUUUGUUCUUUUCAUCAAAUGUUAUAGAGCGACAAAUAACGUACCCGCGAGUAAUAAGGCCCGUCGGAUAUUAAGGCCCAAGUGACAGAAAUGAUAUUUAAAAUAAUCGCCUCCGCUAAAAGCUACUCUAGUAGAAGGGUCUUGCAUAGAAAUGUUAUGACAAGUUUAUAGAGUCCCGAUACUACGUUCCCUGUCUUCUAUAUUUCAUCAUCUGUCAUAUACUGUCCUAGUGCAGAAGAAAUUAUAAAAAACAAUCUAGUCUUCUGACUCUUGAAAAGCAUUGUUGCUAAAUUUAAGUGAUGAUUUAUCUUUAAUACCAAUUUUAUUAAGUAUAGUUCAGUUAUUCCAGAUUGUUUAAUCCGUAGGCCUUAUUACUCGUAGUAAAAUAAGGCCUAUUCGUAUGGUUUUUGUAAAAGUUCAAUUUUUUGUUUGUUUAUGGUAAAAAUUACCAAUACUUCGU